Molecule: messenger RNA, 3263 nt
Organism: Psammomys obesus (fat sand rat)
Lineage: Eukaryota; Metazoa; Chordata; Mammalia; Rodentia; Muridae
Gene: Clec12a
Product: C-type lectin domain family 12 member A
Exons: 6
Coding region: 271-1086 (271 amino acids)
Molecular function (GO): signaling receptor regulator activity
Source: RefSeq, a predicted model, not a curated record
AUGAGGAAGAACGACGUUUCCUCUUUCAACCCUUGCCUGUUCUUAUCUGAUGCCAUAGGUUGAUUGUGGCUGAGGGGCUGGCAUAGUGGGUUGAUUGUGGCUGAGAGACUGGCAUAGUGGGUUUUUAAAAAAGAAAUUCUAGCUUAUGAAAUUAGCUUCAGCUUACAAAUAGAAAAUCAAAAUUCCAAACAGGUUCAUUCAACCGUUAGACCCCUCCCACCUUUUUUUUCCCAAAGGACAGUUUGUGGAGAUCUCUUUAAAUAUUCAUCAAUGUCUGAAGAAAUUGUUGAAGAUGUUGUUUAUGCAAAUCUCAAAUUCCAGGACUCUGAUAAGAAAGAAGAAACCCCGAAUUCUGAAAAAUGUGGGGCAGAAGUAUCUUCUGCUCCUUCCCAUUCACAGCAUAAACCAGUCUUGAUUCUGAUUCUUCUGUGCCUCCUCCUGUUCAUUGGAAUGGUGGUCUUAGGAGGCAUCUUUUAUACAACUUUGGAGACAGAAAUGAUAAAAUUAAAUCAAUUACAAGACAUCAAGAAAGAACUUCAAGGAAAUGUUUCCCUACAGCUGAUGCACAAUCUCAAAAGCUCCAAGAAAAUCAGGAACCUCUCCGCCAUGCUUCAAAACAUAGCCACCCAGCUGUGUAGAGAGCUGUGUAAAAAAGAACCAGAGCACAAAUGCAAACCUUGUCCAAAAGGUUCAGAAUGGUACAAGGACAGCUGUUAUUCUCAACUUAAUGGCUUUGAAACCUGGCAAAAGAGUGAAAUGCUCUGCUCUGCCCGGAAUGCCAGCCUACUGAAGAUUAAGAACAAGAAUGUGCUGGAAUUUAUAAAGCUCAAAAUGCUACGCAGUUACUGGCUGUGGUUGUCACCCAGAAAAGAUUACAAAUACCCUGAGACAGUGAAUGAGAAGUUCCUCUCUGAGGGGUUUGAAGGAAGCACACAUGACUUAACUAGGAUGUACUGUGGAUAUAUAGAUGGAAUGUAUGUUUAUUAUAUGCUCUGCACCGACAAGAAUAGGAUCAUAUGUGAGGAGACAGCCAGAAAGGUACAGGUGGAAAGUGUGCUGAAUGACCUCCCAGAGGGCAGCACAUAGCGACUGUAGAUGUUUGUCCCUAGCUACAGGUCUGCUAAUUUGAAUGAAUAUGGUCCCCAUGGGCUCAGUUGGUGGAACUUUUUCAGAAGCAUGGGAAGGUGUGUAGCCUUCUUGGAGGAAGUGUGUCACUGAGGGCAGGCUUUGAGUUUUCAAAAGCGAUGCCAUGCCAUUCCUGGUUAGUUCUGUUUUGGUCUCGUGCUUGAGGAUUGAGCUCUCAAGUAAUACUCAAGGCCACGUCUGCUGCCUGCUGCCAUGGACUCCAGCCCUCCAGAACCAGGAGCCCCCAAUUAAAUGUCUUCUUUUACAAGUUGCCCUGGCAAUGGCGCUUUGUCACAGCCAUUCAAUAGUUGCCAAGACAUCUGUCCUUCAGAGGAGCAUCAGGCAGUGUGUAUCUCCUACCUCAUUCAAACAUAGUAACAACAAGGAGACUACAGUUUUGCCUCUCCUAAUGUUUAUGUCUAGAUUUCUUGGCCUCAUUGGUUGACUGUCAGGAUACUAAGUCAUAAUUUGUUACCAUGUAUUUUUCAGCCCACAGUACGCUGAAAACAAGACCAUGUAGCCUAUUUUUCCACAGAUGGAGUAGGCAAAUUCCAACUUUAAAGAAAUUAAGUCUGGAAAUAUAUAGAAAGAAUAGUAUGAUAUGAAUAAUUUGUAUCAAAGAUUUAUUAACAUUUUCAAAAAAAAAGAUGUGAGGGAAAAACAAAUUUUUCAACUGACAUAGCAAAGCAUAUGAUGAAGACUUAAUUUCCUGUCAUAAUAAAGCUUUGGAAACUAGCAGUUGAGGUCCCAAACAUAAUCAUGUUUUCACAUGAAAUAAACAGUAAAAAAAAAAUAAGCAAAAACUCUGAAGUUUUAAUUAAGAUCAUAAUUCUAGUAAAAGAAAACAUAUUUCAAGUUUUAUAACAAGAUAAGAAUGAACUUCGUCAGUCACUUCAUUUAACAACUUCUAAAGUCUGUUAGAGAUUCAGCAGUAAGAGAAGGCAACAAAAAGGCAUAUAAAAUUUGAAAGUUAGGAAAGAUUAAAAUAAAACAUUUUAUUUGUAGAUAAUAUAGUUAUAUACACGAGAACCAAUAUAGUUUUUAAAGUGUGAUAGUAAGCAUUAUAUUAAAAUCACUGGAUAAGAAAAAUAGCCCUGAGCCCAGAUAGUUUGGUUCUGUUGCUCUCCUUGUGGAACUCCUGUACUAUCCAGGUCUUACUAAUUACCUCUUCUUUCAUAUGAUUCCCUGCCCUCUGCCCAAAGUUUGGCUAUGAACCUCAGCAUCUGCUUUGAUACACUGCUAGGUAGAGUCCUUCAGAGGCCCUCAGUGGUAGGUUCCUGUACUCUUUCUUGUUUUCUCCUUCUUCCAAUGUUCUUCCCCUUUGUAUUUCUAAGUGAGGAUUGAUCCUUUUACCCUGGGUCCUCCUUCUUGUUUGGCUUUUUUAGGUGUACAGACUUUAAUAUAUUUAUUCUAUCUUAUAGGUCUAGUAUCCACUUAUAAAUGAGUAUAUACCAUGUGUGUCUUUUUGCUUCUGGGAUACCUCACUCAGGAUGAUCUUUUCUAGAUCUCACCAUUUGCCUGCAAAUUUCAUGAAUUCCUUGUUUUUAAUUGCUGAGUAGCAUUCCAUUGUGUAAAUGUACCACAAUUUCUGUAUCCUUCCUCCAUUGAGGGACACCUAGGUUGUUUCCAGGUUCUGGCUAUUAUAAAUAAAGCUGCCACGAACAUGGUUGAACAAAUGUCCUUGUUGCGUACUUGAGCCUCUUUUGGAUAUAUGCCUAGGAGUGGUAUAGCUGGAUCUUGAGGAAGCGCUAUUCCUAAUUGAGAAAGCACCAGAUUGAUUUCCAAAUGGUUGUACAAGUUUACAUUCCACCAGCAGUGGAGGAGGUUUCCCCUUCUCCACAUCCUCUCCAGCAAGUGUUGUCACUUGAGUUUUUGAUCUUAGCCACUCUGAUAGGUAUAAGGCGAAAUCUCAGGGUUGUUUUGAUACUCCAACCAAGGUACAUUCAUGAAUAUAACCUAGAACCCCUGCUCAGUCGUAGCCCAUGGCAGCUCAGUAUCCAAGUGGGUUCCCUAGUAAGGGGAAGAGGGACUAUCUUUGACAUGAACUCAGUGGCUGGCUCUUUGAUACCCCCCUCCCUGAGGGAUGAGCAGCCUUGCCAGGCCACAGAGGAGGACAUUGCAGCCAGUCCUGAUGAGAC